GGGUUUGGCUUUCCUUUGGAGCAUUUUCAGCGUGGCCUCACGUGCAGGCGUGGGAUGUUCAGAUCGGAUGGCAGGAACCGGUGCUUACUGGGAAGCAAGCCUAAAACCCCGGGUAAUGGGACUUCUGGGGCCUCGCUCCACUACUCUCGAAACGUGCAAAACGAGAGUGAUAGCCUUCCGCUAGAGGAUGGAGAGGUACACGGCCAUGAUUUUUGUCCUGCGUGCAUGUCGAGAGUUGAGCGAGGCCGAGGUUUCUGUCACGCGUGACAGGGAAGACGUGGCCGAUUUCUCUGUCACGCCUGGAUGGACACCGAAUCAGACAAGGUAUCGGAAUCGGACGGAAGGACAGCUGGCGAGCGGCAGUCCAACGACCGCCACGUGGCAAUGAGUCAUCAGGGAGGGAAGCGGACAAGGGAGUGAGAAUUCGAUUAGCUUCUCAAAAAAAAAAAAAAAAAAAAAGAAUUCGAUCAGCUUCGGCGCGGUGGGGCGGGGAAGCCAGCGUGAGUUCGAAAAAGAAAAAGAAAAAGAAAAAGAAAAAGAAAAAGAAAAAGAAGCCAGGGGGAGCAACGGGCAGAUCCUGUGUUCUCUUUGUUCUGUUGUGGAGCAACGGUAGCGAGUUCUGGGGCUGCUGCAGGUGUCCACGUUCUCUGGUCUGAAAGAUUGCCGUCGAUGGGCCAAGCAGCUAGGUAGCAAGUCGCUUGCCUGAGGCGAGGAGAGGCGAGGGGAAGGGAGAGGAGGGGAGGUUAGGUAGGGUAGGGGAGGGAGGGGAGGUUAGGUAGGGCAGGGGAACGGUCUUGAGGAGUUCUGGAGCAGCAGGGCUUGAAGAUCCUCUGCCCGCCACGUGUGGGCGGGUAGACGGCUGCCAACCGAUCUCAAGGGGGGGAGGGAGAGAGAGAGAAUGCAGUCGUACGUGGCAAACUCGCAGCCGCACGCUGCGUCUUCUCUUUGCUGCCAAUCAUCGUUUCCUCAUGUUUUGUCGUAUUGCCGGCCAUCCCGCCCAGAGGACGGAAUUGGCGGCGGCGGCAGCGGCAGCGGCAGCGGCAGCGUGCGUCUCGUGAACCAGCUGACGUGGCAGUCGGGGCUGGGCGUCGUUGAGGGUCCAGGUUGUCUUCGGCGGGAGCACAAGAACGGCGGCGGCGGCGGCUGCGAUCUAUGGAUCGGAAGCAGGAUCGGAAUCGGGAUCGGGAUCGUUGACGGUGUUGUUGGCGGGAAUGGCGAUGAGAGAAGGGGGGGGGGGGGGGGGGGAGAUGGUGCAUCGCUGGCGCGCCAAGGGCGGAGAGGGUUGUUCAGGGCUCGGCGCGCCGCUGGCGGGGGCAGAUUGCUCCGCGCGCAGCGGCAGAGCGUGUCAGUCUGCCAGCUAGCACAGGAUAUCGAAGUGGAGAAUGCCGGGAGGAGGCGGCACGGUGGGAUCGGGGCGGCGGAAGAUGCGCAGCAGCAGCAGGGGGAAGGCAGGCGGCGCGCCGGAACCGGGCGGCCCCAGCGCUCGUCGGUGGAAAGGGGAGAGAGCAGAGGCGGCAGCAAGGGGGGAGAGAGAGAAAGGGAGGGGAGGGGGAUGUACAAACAGAUCUGGAGACCCGACAGAGGCCGUGAAAAUAAAGGCGGAAGGGAGGGGGGAAGGGAGGGGGGAAGGGAGGGAGGAAGGGAGAGGGAGGACCAUCAUCGUCUUAGACCUCGAGAGGGAGAGGGCGAUCGACAGAACUCUUUCGUACUGAGGCUGGUUGCAGAGCUUAGGAGUUGGAGAAUGAGAGAGGAGGUAGGUGGUUCCUUGAUGAGCAGCGGGGACGGUGACGUGGCGGCAAGGGAUGACGUGGCACUGUCGGGAUCGGGGACGGAGUCGACGGCAGCGGCCGCGACGGGGAUGAAGCGAGGGGAUUAUGAGCAGAUGAUGACGACGGGAUCCCGACCAACCACGGAUGCGGCGAGGGACCAAUCAACGCCAACGAAAGGCUAUGCGAGAGACGAGGAGGGUGAUGAUGAUGAUGAUGAGGAGGAGGAGAAAUAUGGAGAUAAUGGGAGGAAGGGAAGGUUAUCAGCAGGUCGGGGGAAUAGCCACGUGGUCAGACAGGACUUGAAGAAACUUGUCAGAGAAAAUCUUCGGCCAAUUUUUGGUGAUCUGCAUCGGCACAAGGAUUGGCAGACGGCGUAUUUUUCUGAAGGGGACUUCAUCACGGGUUCCUUCGUUGUGUAUGGAAGCGAGCACGGCUGGGCUAGCGAUGAACAGGGAAUGGACGUACAGGUGACAGCACCACACGGAUACAAUGUUUAUUCUGCCAGGAAGAAGACAGAAGAUGAGUUCCUCUUUCAUGCAUCGAAGAAAGGGAUUUACAAAUUCUGUUUUACAAAUCAUGGCCCCUAUCCCGAGAUGGUGGUUUUCAACCUCCAUGUAACCCAUCAUACGGCCAAAGAAGAUGUUGCAAAAGACGAUCGCUUCAUUCCUAUAAUAAAUCAAGUUACCUCACUCGAGGAGGCGCUGGACAGUGUGUACUCGGAGCUGAUAUACCUAAGAGGAAGGGAUAUGCGACAUAAAAAAACUGCUGAGAGUACAAACAGGAGACUGAUUGUUAAGGCGAGUGUACAGGCAGCUGCUCUGGUCGCAUCAAGUGUUCUGCAGGUGUACCUUCUCCGCAGGCUCUUUGAGAAACGGCUGAGAGUAUAUCAGAGGGUGAAGGACGAACCGUGGUUCAAAGGACAAGGACGGGUUCAUGCGAAGGUCAUCUCUCUGCUGGGCAAUGCGCGGCGCAUUGAUCAAGCCAAGGCAUUAUUUCACGAAUUCCAAGCAGGUGAUUCGCAGGGUGAAUCUUCUCCCUACACCGCCAUGAUCGCUGCGUAUGCACGGAACGGACUGCUUGAAGAGGCCGUCAAUCUUUUCCGGAGCAUGACGAUGGUGGAUGGGAUCAAGCCGACAGUGCACACUUAUGGGGCGAGUAUGUUGAAAUAAUAUUUCUCCCUCCCUCUCUGCUUUUCAUUUUCAUUCUUAGUAGUAGUUUAUUUUUUUGGUUAUAAUAGCCGUUUUGCAAUCAGACUC
Molecule: messenger RNA, 3025 nt
Organism: Chara braunii
Lineage: Eukaryota; Viridiplantae; Streptophyta; Charophyceae; Charales; Characeae
Source: the annotation of a GenBank genome assembly